AGCGAGGUGUCCGCCCUGUUCCCCUUCGCGCUCUCCGCCGCUCCUCCCCUCCUGCCCCGCUAUGGAGAAGUCGGUUCCUGCGCCGCGGCGCCAGCGGCCUCGUUUGGGUGCGGCCUGAGUCUUGGAAAACGGAUGUAAAACGAAGAUCAGAAACAGAUUUAAAGACAUGCAAAGUGAAUUGGUACCAACCAGCAUGUCGGAGACAGAGCAUAUAACCUCCAUUUCCUCUGAGAAAAAUAUUGGGGAAACAUCUGAGUUAAAGGAAGGUUCAUGCAUCUCAUUUUCUGGUGAUGGAAGCUGUAAAUUAGAAGAUGAGUCCAAAGUAUUAGCAUUAAACUGUGAUAACACGUUAUGUCAGUCUAAUGAACGCAAUAGUCAACUUGAAGCACGGGACAAUGCUAUUCUGGAUCCUGAUGGAGGUGAGGCUUCUUGUACUAACAGAGACAUUUGCCCUGAAAAUUCUGAACAAAUGGCUGAUUUUCCUAGUGGAGACUUUGCAAAGCUAGUUUCAAAAACAAGUGAAACAGAGCAGGCUGUCACACAAAUAUUGGCAGAAUUACAAUCAUCUACGUUUACAGAAGCUGCUAAAGAAAAGACUUACUCAGAAAGUCCUUACGAUACAGACUGCACCAAGAAACUUAUUUCACAAAUAAAGACUGUUUCAGCUUCAGAAGAUUUGCUGGAAGAAAUAGAGUCUGAACUCUUAUCUACGGAGUUUGCGCAGGAACACCGAGUGCCAAAUGGGAUGAAUAAAGGAGAACAUGCGUUAGUGCUGUUUGACAAGUGUGUACAAGAUAAAUAUUUGCAGCAGGAGUAUACCAUUAAAAAGUUAAUUAAAGAAAAUAAGAAGCACCAGGAGCUCAUCGUAGACAUUUGCUCAGAAAAAGACAAUCUCAGGGAAGAAUUAAAAAAAAGAACAGAGACAGAGAAGCAGCAUAUGAGCACAAUUAAGCAGUUGGAAUCAAGAAUAGAGGAACUUACUAAAGAAGUCAAAGCUUCCAGAGAUAAACUGAUAGCUCAAGAUGUCGCAGCUAAAAAUGCAAUUCAGCAGUUACACAAAGAGAUGGCCCAGCGGAUGGAACAGGCUAACAAGAAAUGUGAAGAGACACGGCAAGAGAAAGAAGCAAUGGUGAUGAAAUACGUAAGAGGUGAGAAGGAAGCUUUAGACCUCCGAAAAGAGAAAGAGGUGCUUGAGAGAAAACUUAGAGAUGCAAAUAAGGAAAAUGAGAAGAACACUAACAAAAUUAAACAGCUCUCUCAGGAGAAAGGCCGGUUGCACCAGCUGUAUGAAACGAAGGAAGGGGAAAUGACUAGACUCAUCAGAGAAAUAGACAAAUUGAAGGAAGACAUCAACUCUCACAUCAUCAAAGUGAAGUGGGCACAGAACAAACUCAAGGCUGAGAUGGAUUCUCACAAGGAAACUAAAGAUAAACUCAAAGAAACAACAACAAAGUUAACACAGGCAAAGGAGGAAGCAGAUCAAAUACGGCAAAACUGUCAAGACAUGAUAAAAACAUAUCAGGAAUCAGAAGAAAUUAAAUCAAAUGAGCUUGAUGCAAAGCUUAGAGUCACAAAAGGAGAACUUGAAAAGCAAAUGCAAGAAAAAUCUGACCAGCUAGAGAUGCAUCAUGCCAAAAUAAAGGAGUUGGAAGAUCUGAAGAGGACGUUUAAGGAGGGUAUGGAUGAGCUGCGAACACUAAGAACCAAGGUAAAAUGUCUAGAAGAUGAACGAUUAAGAACAGAAGAUGAAUUAUCAAAGUACAAGGAAAUCAUUAAUCGACAAAAAGCUGAAAUUCAGAAUUUAUUGGACAAAGUGAAGAUUGCAGAUCAGACACAGGAACAACUUCAAAGAGGUAAACAAGAAAUUGAAAACUUGAAGGAAGAAGUUGAAAGUCUGAAUUCUUUGGCUAAUGACCUACAAAAAGACAUCGAAGGCAGUAGGAAAAGAGAGUCUGAGCUCCUGAUGUUCACAGAAAAGCUCACCAGUAAGAAUGCACAGUUGCAGUCGGAGUCCAGUGCCUUGCAGUCACAGUUUGAUAAACUUUCCUGUAGUGAAAGUCAGUUACAGAGCCAGUGUGAACAAAUGAAACUGACAAAUAGUACUCUGGAGUGUCGAUUGCUAAAGGAGGAAGAGCUGCGUAAGGAGGAAGUGCAGGCCCUGCAGACCGAGCUCACUUGCAGGCAGGCAGAAGUUACAGCACUGAGUACCCGGGUGGAGGAGCUAAAAGAUGACCUAGUCACUCAGAGGCGGAAGCAUGCCUCUAGCGUCAAGGAUCUAACCAAGCAGCUUCAGCAAGCACGAAGAAAAUUAGAGCAGAUUGAGAGUGGAAACUACGAUAAAGAAGUCAGCAGCAUGGGAAGCCGUUCCAGUUCAUCAGGGUCCCUUAAUGCUCGAAGCAGUGCGGAGGACCGAUCUCCAGAGAACACUGGGUCAGCAGGUGCUGUAGAUAACUUCCCAGAAGUAGACAAAGCCAUGUUGAUUGAGAGGAUAGUUAGGCUGCAAAAAGCACAUGCACGGAAAAAUGAGAAGAUCGAAUUCAUGGAGGAUCACAUCAAGCAACUGGUGGACGAGAUUAGGAAAAAGACAAAAAUAAUUCAAAGUUACAUUCUACGGGAAGAAUCAGGGACGCUUUCCUCAGAGGCGUCUGACUUUAACAAAGUCCAUUUAAGCAGACGGGGUGGCAUCAUGGCGUCUUUAUACACAUCCCAUCCGGCUGAUAGUGGGUUAACUCUGGAACUUUCUUUGGAGAUCAAUCGAAAAUUACAGGCUGUUUUGGAGGAUACAUUACUGAAGAAUAUUACUUUAAAGGAAAAUCUACAAACACUUGGAACAGAAAUAGAACGUCUUAUUAAACACCAGCAUGAGCUAGAACAGAAGACAAAGAAAACUUAGUCCAACGCUCUUGCUGGGAAACAGACAAAAGCCACACAGGAGUAGGUGCCAUUGCCAGUCGUGUCGGAAACUUUCCCCUGCUUUGUGUGUCAACCUGUGAAAGUCUGUUUUGCUCAUGUGUAUAAAGUGUCCCUUUACAAUAUGGGUGCAUUGCUGUGUGUGCUGUGUGAGCAGGAGCUGUCAGGAGAUCUGGGUGGCAUCCCACACAGUCUGCUCAUUGUCAAAUGCUGAACGUUACCUCAAGGGCUUUGAAAACCUCUUCUCCAUGUUUCUUCACUUUAAAAUAUACAAUAUCAAAAAGUGAUUCAGCUCUUUAAAAUCAAGCCAGAAAAGACAGGUGUCGAUCAUCCACAGAGGACAGUGUGGGCAAAACCAGGCACAUUGAAGGAGUGUCUGGUAUCAGGUCCUGACACUGUGCUAACAUUGCAAGGAUACAUGUGACUGCUUGGGUUUUCUCAGAUUUACUUUGAUGAAAACCAAACUUCCUAGGAAAGCUAGCUGAUAGUACCUGGCAGCGGUCAGGCAUUGUGUGCCCCUGUCAGGAUCUACUUACCUGUCAUAGCUACAGUGAUCAGAUUUGGAUUGUUUAAUAGUUGAAUUUUAAAAAUCAUUAGUUAUUUAAAAAUUUUAAAUAAUGUGUUCAUUUAGCAGAUUGCUGUGAGUUUAAUUGUUUUAAAAUUUGAAAUGAAUCCAAUCAUUAGAACACAAUAGUGCAGAGUUGCUUGAAACUGAAAAACUUUGGUUUUACUGACAUCAUAUGAAGAUAAACAUAAUAUUUAAGAUAUUAAGGACCCCAAGAGAAGCCAGCAUAUAGUACUGAUAAGCAUUUAAUUUGGACACCAUUCUCAACUGUGGAUACAAUUAGUACAGGGGAGUGAGCGUAUAGUUCUUCCAAAUAAAUAUUUCUGAGUGUUUAUUUAAAAAACAAAAAUAAUUCUCUAACCAAAGGAAUUUUAGAACCAAAUGUUUGUACCUUUUUGGGUUUUUACAACAUUUAUUUAAGGGUACCCUUCCGUGUUGCUGCAGUACCAGUGUCUGUCACUGGCUUUUUUCUCACCUCCGUUAGUUUCUUGCCUGUUUAAUUUCUGUGUGAUUUUUCACAUUGCAUUAUAUUCAGAUCUGUUCUAGAAUAGGAUACCUUAGCUUAUGUGCAAUUGCUGCAACAAGCCUUAUUGUUUCAUUUUUAAUUUUUGCAUCAUUUUUUUCCCCCUUUAAUGGAAGUACACUUUGGUGUGAUACAGUGAAAGCUGUUAAGGAGUGUAUGGGCUCCAGAAACUGGACUCGUGGUGACAAUAUCCUUUUACUGUUUUUCAACCUUUUUUUUUUUAUCAACAUUGUUUGAGAAGUCAAUUUAUUAAGGAUUGGAUGAAUCACUGUAGUGUCUUUUCUUUUUUCUGUGUACUAAAUUGUGUUGUCAUCCAUAAACGGAUACCAUCUUUUCAUUUUAAAAUGAAAGUACACUCAGAAAAAAAAGUUAAAAAUAAAAAUU
Molecule: messenger RNA, 4382 nt
Organism: Ochotona curzoniae (black-lipped pika)
Lineage: Eukaryota; Metazoa; Chordata; Mammalia; Lagomorpha; Ochotonidae
Gene: CCDC186
Product: coiled-coil domain containing 186
Exons: 16
Coding region: 167-2893 (908 amino acids)
Biological process (GO): vesicle cytoskeletal trafficking
Cellular component (GO): trans-Golgi network
Molecular function (GO): small GTPase binding
Source: RefSeq, a predicted model, not a curated record